Molecule: messenger RNA, 700 nt
Organism: Boeremia exigua
Lineage: Eukaryota; Fungi; Ascomycota; Dothideomycetes; Pleosporales; Didymellaceae
Product: 40S ribosomal protein-like protein S12
Exons: 3
Coding region: 51-506 (151 amino acids)
Biological process (GO): translation
Cellular component (GO): cytosolic small ribosomal subunit; ribosome
Molecular function (GO): structural constituent of ribosome
Source: RefSeq, a predicted model, not a curated record
CUAUCUAACACCAAAACUCUUCGAGGAACCCCGAUAGAUCAAUAGCAAUCAUGUCGGACGGAGAAGACGAUACCAAGUCCCAGGUUUCCGCGGCCGCCGAGGUCGAAGUCAGCGCCGAUGCCGCCACCGGCUCCGGGCAGAUGUCCGUCCUUGAGGCUCUCAAGGGCGUGCUGAAGCUCGCGCUCAUCCACGACGGUCUUGCCCGCGGUCUGCGCGAGGCCUCCAAGGCCCUCGACCGCCGUCAGGCUCACAUGUGCGUCCUCAACGAGGCGUGCGAGGAGGAGGCCUACAAGAAGCUCGUUGUUGCGCUCUGCUCCGAGCACAAGAUCCCUCUCAUCAAGGUCCCCGAUGGCAAGCAGCUCGGCGAGUGGGCCGGUCUCUGCCAGAUUGACCGUGAGGGUAACCCCCGCAAGGUCGUCAACUGCUCGUGCGUUGUCGUCAAGGACUGGGGUGAGGAGUCGCAGGAGCGAUCCAUCCUCCUCAACUACUUCCAGACCGAGCAGUAAACGUGUCGCACUCAGUGUAUGACGCCUUACUACAUCCCGCCGUGUCGACGACCGCUUCUCGAGAACCAUUUGUGCACAUCUUAGAUGAUGAGGGGCGAGUGUGGAGGGAGAUGGGAGACCGUGUGACGGGUUGCAAAGGAAGAUAGCCCGCCUCGAGGCUACGGCUUCGAUAAGGAAUGGACUGUUGAAACCAA